This is a messenger RNA of Aedes aegypti (yellow fever mosquito), 4282 nucleotides long. RefSeq names its product tyrosine-protein kinase receptor torso. The record is from RefSeq and is a predicted model, not a curated record. Gene Ontology annotation, cellular component: signaling receptor complex. Lineage: Eukaryota; Metazoa; Arthropoda; Insecta; Diptera; Culicidae. Gene Ontology annotation, molecular function: transmembrane receptor protein tyrosine kinase activity; protein binding; ATP binding. Bases 942 to 4151 code for a protein of 1069 amino acids. Gene Ontology annotation, biological process: cell surface receptor protein tyrosine kinase signaling pathway; protein phosphorylation; multicellular organism development. The transcript is spliced from 17 exons.
GCCGACCACCAUCGGGUCCAAUCAAGUCAGUCGGUGUCGAGUGCGUAAUCGGUACGGUCGGGUCAAAAGGUGCUCCUGAUAAAUUUAUGGAACGUGAUACACAAAUCAAGGCAAACUAAAAUGUCGCGUCGAUUCACAUGUUGAAUGCCGUUAGGUCUAACUCGAAUUUGAGGUUUAAAAUUUAGUGAAAUUAGGAAUUUAUUCCGAAGUGUUUGGAAGUAUCCAGUAGGUGGUAAACGAAAUAAAUAUUCACAGACUGUGUCUAUAGCUAGACUUGCUGAAGAGAGAGAGUAGUUGUUUCGGCGGCAAACAAAUAUACGGUGUCGCAUUGUUUGAACCAAAUAGUGGCCAACUAAUAUUCGUUUUGGUGAAAUUGAUGGAUUAUAAUGAAGAGCAUCAAAAAUUGAAUCAGUGAUUACUAAACCCAACGAAAACGUGAUCAACGAUUUCUAACGAUCGGCAGCUAUAUGUUGAAACACAUAACGAAAUUGCCUAACCUUGGAAAAUAAAGUUAGAUGUAGUGCAUUGUAGUGUUUUCAAAGUUUAAUAGUGUAUGAAAAUCAAAAUUUAAUAAGCAGAUAGCAGCGCUACAUAUCCAAUUUCCAACACAACAGAUAAUUCAUCAAGCAUCGAACAACUCAUGUUAAAUUCAGCUUAUCAAGAAACCUGGUUAAUGAUUUCCACGAAAAAAUAAAAGAGACUUUUCCUCAGGUGAAAGGGAAAAAAUUAAUAUUCCGAGCUCGUUAAAAUGUUUAAAUUGUUGAAUGAAGUGGAAAUAACUCGCUGAAUGUAUGUGAUCCGACAUUUUCACGCUCUAGAUUAUGCUUGCUCGGAAAAUCACACGUUAUGCGUGAGAGAUGUGACAAGAGGUAGUUGAGGUGAAUCGAUUCAUCGUGAUUGCUGAAGCGCUCCUAAGCAAAAGUGCAUCCAACCUCAUUACGAUGCAAGUUAUAAUCUUAAAAUACGUACAAGUGCUGUGCAUAACAGUGUUUUUCUCAAAUAAUAUCAACUGCGAUAAACUACUGGUGCACAAUGAGCACGAAGACCAACAGCUGUACCGGAUUGCGUCUUGUGCGGCACAAUGUCUGGCGGAAGGAGGUUCCCAUAAGUCCUUGGGGUUAUGCUACAAACUGUGCUCAGAAGGCAAGAUAGAGCUCGAAUCGGAACUUGUACAAAAUUCCGAACUGGACUUCAGUAUCCAACUGAUUUGCCGAGAUAGCACUAGCCUGGUAAUAGAAAUCAACCGAGAUCAGCUGCAAAAGCCUCCCAAAUCGAGCACAUCUUCAAAUACCAGCAAUGGAAUACACCAGUAUGACCCAAAGGCUAAACGUCCCGGAAACAGAGAUAGUAGCUAUGGCCACCUACAACGAUCGAAGCGAAGCAUUGCCAGAAGUGACUCGAGCUUGCAAAAUCGUUAUGAAAACAUUUCCGGCAGUAGAAAUGAAAACUAUCAUACUGACCAUUUGUCUUCCCACGAUCGAAAUCCUGGUUUGGGACGAAAUGCACCGCAUGCAAAACCAACCCACUACGUUUACUUGAUUAAAGUGCAAGAAAGUGGACACGAGCUGGGCGACAGGACAGUCUACAUGACCAAUGCAUCGAUUGUAAAAAUAGAAAACCUAAUGCCGAACAAGCGGUACAACAUAACAGCGACCGUCCUCACCUCUAACCGCGAGUAUGUUUACGUCGGAGAGCGGCCACAGUUUAGGACAUUGUCGGAUGAUUAUACACCGGGAAACAUAACCAAAAUUGACAUCAUUGAUUUCCGUACCAAUAACCAGGACAGUGAAAAGUUGGAUGCUCUCGUUACGUGGCAGCCGGCGCCAGAUAAAACUUGUCACUAUGAGAUCCUGUACCACGCAAGCCAUUUACAGGAUUAUCAUUCUAAGACGGUGGAUGUUCAGAAGGAGUUGUACAAACAUACCAUAACAGCUUUGGAGCUCAACUCAGAGUACUAUUUGGGAAUCCGAGCAAAAAACAUUCGUAAUUCCUCGAAAGAAAGUGAACUGAAGUGGCACACGUUUCACACACCUAGUUGUGUGGAUUGGCACAAUAGCAGCGUUAUUUGUGCACCAGAGAGCGUAUCCAACGUUCAAGUGAGCACUUUGUACCUUUCUGGAGACAACUAUCAAUUCAACAUCACUUGGGACAAACCACGAUUCACUCCGGAUAACUACAUUGUUCGAAUAUUUGAUUUAUCUUUAGAUACGAAUACGGAUGAUGAACCUUCACAUUCCUUUAUGCGUAAUGUAAGCGGAGAUGCAACGGCCUUACUGAUAGAUUCACUCGCAAUCCACGGUGCGCGAUAUGAGCUUGUCAUCUCUGCCUACGCGAACAAUCGGUCUUCUCACACAACGAAUAUCAACGAUGCACCGAUCUGGCGUAGCCCAACCGACCACUGGCAUGGAGGAAGGCUGGCCGUUAUCAUCCUAACUCCGGUUCUGACGCUAGGAUUGAUGAAAAUAUUCAUCUCCAUCAUUUGCAAACGUAGAGCCAAGGUGAAACGGUACGAACAAAGAUGCGAAUACUUCAAGGAACUGGAACAGAAAGCACCCAUUGACCCAAGUACCGGGUUUGAAAUCAAGGUGAAGAACAUUCAAGAAAUCGUGCAUCCCGCCACUUUCCCUAGCGAUCUGAUAGCACCCAUUAAUGAUGAAAUGGAAAUUAGCGUCGAUCAAAUCAGGCUGCUGGACUUGGUGGGAGAAGGAGCCUUCGGAAGGGUUCGGAAAGGAAUAUUGCUGCAUCCGGUGGGAACGUACACUGAGGUGGCCGUCAAGAUGUUAAAGGAAUGUCCCAGCCUAGAAGAUGUCAAAGAGUUCAGGCGGGAAAUAGAGGUAAUGAAAUCGGUAGGAGUGCAUCCCAACAUCGUUUGCAUAAUUGGCCACUAUACUCAGAAUGUUAAUGAAAUGAUGCUGCUGACAGAAUACUGCAGUGAAGGCAAUCUGUUGAAUUUUUUGAGGUCGGAGUGGCAUAAAGUAUUGCGAAACAGGGACCGCUCAGCUUCCACUACAAAACAAUCGCUUAAAGCGUUGACCCCAAAAGAUGACGUUUUCGAAGGAUGUCGAUCACCUAGCCUGGAAUGCAACAAAAAGCCUGAAAACGUAUUUAAUUUUGAUGCUCCUUUUAUACACGAUAAGAAGUCUUUCGCCUACAAGAAUAUCUCCGAUCACAAUACACCGGAGCCAACAGAAUCUGCACCGGAGAUGAAAAUAACGGAAAACCGACUAUAUCCUUUGCUGAAUGAUACUUUUGAUAAUAACUUUAGCCUUUGCGCAGAAGUCGAGUCCAACGACCUGAAAGACAAUACAAAAAUAUGCACUAAUUCUUGCAAAUGUAACGUGGAGAUACUGCAAUCAAACAGCAGUGAAGACAUAGAAACGUGGACCAAAAGGACACCCUGCAGCAUCAAAGUUUCCGGAUGCGAGUGUGAUAGCAUAAGUAACGGAAGCGGAGCGCAAUCAAAACAGGACGAAAUAUGUAAUAUGGUUAACAAUCAGUGCUAUUAUAAAGAGCUGUGCAGUGAGAAACGAAAUCAAAGUGAGGAAUACAUCAUUACGAGCAGACAAUUGCUCGAAUUUGCCAAACAAAUCGCCAUUGGAAUGGAAUUUUUGGCCCGCAAUAAAGUGGUUCAUCGGGAUUUAGCGGCUAGAAAUGUUCUGGUUUGCUAUGACAAAGCAGUUAAAAUUUCGGACUUUGGUUUAAGUCGAGACAUAUACCAACAGAACCUGUAUCGCAAAACUGGAACCGGCAAGCUUCCGAUCAAAUGGUUGGCCCUGGAAUCGCUUACGCAUCAAGUUUACACCUCGCAGAGCGAUGUUUGGUCGUACGGUAUUUUGCUGUAUGAAAUCUGUACUCUCGGAGGCAAUCCUUACCCCUUGCUGUCCACGUGUGAUUUAAUCAUGGAAUUGAAAAGAGGCUAUCGCAUGGAGAAGCCGGACAGCUGUAGCAAAGAAUUGUAUGAAUUAAUGCUUUCCUGUUGGAGUGCAUUACCCAUUGACAGACCCACAUUUACAAGCAUACACAACCGAAUGGAGGAACUGAUGUUUCAAAACAUGAAAAAAGAUAUGAUUGAUCUAGAUGCUAUAAUUGACAUUCAAAGUACAAAGACAAGUUCGAGUGAACAUUCAUACUUAAAGCCAGUGGAGUAUUAAGAUUACCUGAACGAUGUGCUAAUUAUCCCAUGACUAUACAUUUUUGACAAAAGUCUUAUGUAAAAGAACAGAAUGAUUGAUUGAACUAUUUUACCAGAUGAUUAUACACUAAAUACAUAUUUUUAAAACAA